Molecule: messenger RNA, 4252 nt
Organism: Stylophora pistillata
Lineage: Eukaryota; Metazoa; Cnidaria; Anthozoa; Scleractinia; Pocilloporidae
Biological process (GO): carbohydrate metabolic process
Molecular function (GO): beta-glucosidase activity
Source: RefSeq, a predicted model, not a curated record
AGACACAACAUUGAUAUUCUGUUCUGACAGAACACAAACUGCGAUGGAGCUGGAGGGAAAACUCGAUCUUCAACUAAAUGUUGUCGAUCAAAACGGAUGUGAAUUAACCGAUAAAAAGCCACAUCUUUAUCAGACAACACACACAGUAAGAUGGAAAGAAGUUGUGCAAUGGGUGAAGGAUAAGCUGUUAAUCACUGACUCACUGGCAUUUAGUUAUUUUGAUGAUGAGGGUGACCUUAUAUUUGGAAAUACUGAGCAAGAAUGGAAGGAAGUGUUGGAAAACAGACAUGAAAAUAAAAAUGGAGGUGGAUCUACAAUCUCUGUCAAUGUUCUUCUUUUGGGAAAAGCUAAAUCUUCAAGUUGUUUUAAAGAAGUAAAGGGAAACACAGAGCAAGAAUGGAAGGAAGUGUUGGAAAACAGACAUGUAAAUAAUAGUGAGGGUGGAUCUGCAAUCUCUGUCAAUGUUCUUCCUUUGGGAAAGGCUAAAUCCUCAAGCUGUUGUAAAGAAGUUAAGAAGCCCACCAGUUGUUGUGCAGGUGUACAAUCUAAACCGUCCUGCUGUGAAUUUUUGAGGCCCCUCCCUCCUGACCCAAGUGUUAUCAGUGGCCCCCUGGAGAAAAAAGUCAACCCACUUCUGGGCGAGUACAAGUACAGUAAUGAUGCCCUAAGAGCUGUUACUCUUCCCCUUGGACCAAUAGGUGGUGGGUCUAUAGCGUUAGCUGGUGAUGGGGGUCUUCGCCAGUGGCAGAUUACCAACACAGUCAAUCAUGUAGCUCAUGUCCCAGAUUCUUUCUUUGCCAUUCGAGUGGAUCAAGGAAGCUCGAGUAAAGCUGUCAUUCUUCAGUCCAGCACUUGGUAUGAUGACGAAGGAUUCACUCCUGCAGCAUAUGUCACAGACCAUGUUGUGCCAGAUGGAUCUAAACAGCUCCUUGGUGAACUACCAGGAGUAAAAACUUUAGAAGUAACUGCAAAAUACCCCAUUGCAGAAGUGGAUGUUUUGAGUGAUGAGGUGCCUGUCCAAGUGCACCUAGAGGCAUUCAACCCAUGCAUCCCUCUAGACUCCAAGAACAGUGGAAUACCAGUGAUCAUCUUAAAUUACACUGUGACUAAUUCGUCAAAUGACGCAGCAAAGGUUUCAUUACUGGGAUCCCUCCAAAACAUUGCAGGCUGGGAUGGACUGACUCCAAUUACUUCAGAAGUUGCCUGUCCUGGAUAUGGUGGAAAUAUGAACAGUCUCUUGCAGAGCAGCCGUCUGUUUGGUAUUGACAUGAGUAACCAAUCCUUGGAAGAGCAGAGUGCAUCAAAUGGACAUGUGUCAAUCUCAGUGGUGACAAAGCCAGAACUACCUGGCCAAGGAAAGUGUGGUGCCUCACCAAUGGGUAAAACUUGGAAUGGAGCUGUUUGUUGUGAGAGAGAAAUACCACCCAACAAAUCAGAGACCUUCACAUUUCUCUUGGCUUGGCAUUUUCCACACAGAUAUGUAAACUGGAGCCAGAAGGCCUUUGGUAUACACGAUCCCGACACACAGUUUUACAUUGGCAACCAGUAUGUCAAGUUCUGGAAGAACAUUAACGAGGUUUUGUGCUACACAACUGCCAACUUGGGAUUCUUAACAUCAUUAACCAGAAACUUUAUGAAUGCAAUGUUUGAUUCCACAUUGCCGUGGCAAAUAAUUGACAGUGCUGCUGGAAGGCUAUCUCCUCUAAGAUCUCCCACUUGCAUGUGGUUGGCUGAUGGCAAUCUUUAUGGAUUUGAAGGAUGUAGCAAGGUUGGAGGUUGUUGCCCACUCAAUUGCACACACGUGUUUAAUUACGAAAUGGCCAUUGCAAAAUGUUUCCCUGAUUUGGAGAGAACCAUGAGAGUGCUUGACCUGAAAGAGCAGAUAGCUCCCAAUGCUAUCAUACCGAGCCGUACCACUGUGCCUCUUGAACUUCGACGCUUGUGGAGCUUUUGGCCCAACUACACUGACGUUAACCCCGCCUCUACCACGAUAUGCGUUGAUGGCGAAAUUGGAACCGUGUUGAAAGCCUACAGAGAGGUUCUUCAGGGAGCUUCUCAAGAGUGGUUUGACGGCGUUUGGCCAGCAGUUAAGAAAAUCAUGGCACGAUGGAUGGGGGAACUGGAUACUGGAGAUGGUUUGAUUCGUACCCCCCAGCCUAACACUUACGACACCGCUUUCUACGGUGUGAACACAUUCACGUGCUGCCUUUACCACUGCGCACUCCGGGCUGCAGAGGAAAUGGCUAAACUUCAAAAAGAAUCGGACCUUGCCGAUCAGUACUCAGCCAGGUUCAAACUGGGGAGUGCCAAUCUCGACAAGGCCUGUUACACAAACGGAAAAUGGUACACACAGGUGCUAGAUCCAGAGAAUCCAAAAGCGGAGCUUGCUGACGGAACAUUCGUCGAUUGUUUGCUUGGCCAGUGGUGGGCAUAUGUUUUGCAGCUCGGUGAUAUUUUACCAAAGGAACAUGUCAAGUCUACUUUGGAAAACAUUUAUUCAAGAAAUCACGUGGAUUCCUUUAUUCCAGAGGACCAGAAACCCCGGAAGUUCUUUGAUCAGCGUGACGCCGGACUCUACAUUUGCCGAUGGCCUGGAUCGCCACCAGAAGAUCCCUUCCGGUACAGCAGCGAGGGAGCCUGGACCGGUUUGGAGUACGAAUACGCCCACUUGUGUUUGAGUCAGUCGAUGGACACCACUGCACUCAGGGUUUUGACCGACACCCGUGAAAAGUAUGACGGAACUCGCCGCAGUCCUUGGAACGAGAUCGAGUGCGGCGACCAUUACGUCCGACCAAUGGCAGCUUUUACCUUAUUUGAGCUAGCUUCAGGUCAGACUUGGAAGUUGUCAGAGGUUGGGAACCCUGUGAUCAGCCUUGGGUUUGCACCGCGAAUUAAUCCGUCAAACUUCUGUGGCUUUUUUAUUACUGGCACUGCUUGGGGUCAGUUUAAACAGAAGGGAAAUGACGAAAUGAGAGAUGGAACUGCUGAGCUAUGUGUUCAUCAUGGAGAAUUACGCCUAUCACAACUUACUCUCAAGUCACGUGCCACCUCUGCUUUAACGCGCAUGACCGGGGGUAGUAACGAACUUCUGGCCACAACAGUAGCUCAGGAUGCUGAACAGCUCUCAAUUGAAUUCAAAUCUGGUGGAAUUCUACUCAAAGCUGGCGAGAGUCUGCAUGUAACACUUUCAGGUUAAGCGUGCUUCUCUUUAUGGCGUUCCUUGAAAGGAAACAAAAAUGGCUUCUAUAUCGUUACCAACGAAUGAUCUGUGGGCACACUCAAAGAUGACGUCUAAUAUUAAAUUGUAAAUGUUCUUUUAAGAUAUUGUAACGUUAGUGUCGGUAGCAGAUUGACAAUUUAAGCUCCAAACUGCCCGAAGGGAUCAAAAUGUAACUUCUCCUGAUAACAAGCUGUGGGGAGAAUAGAUUAUUAGAUCUUAGGAGUGUAGUGGUUAAUCCUAGGACUGGUCGGUUAGAACGACCAUUGCGUUACGAGCGUGACUUCCUUUGAUAAGGGGCACACAGGGUCUGUAAAUCUAUGCGAAAAGGUGGACUUAUUGGGUCGGUUAUUUACAAGAAGUCUAACCGAAACCAUGGUUUCACGCAAUCAGUGGGCCUCAGGCAUUCCCUUCAAAUGGAUCGAUGUAAUAAAAUAAACGUUCUUUCCACUAUCUCCUUUCGACCCUCUUGACACUGUUCACGAAAGUUAUUGUUCAGAUAAAUUAUUUGGCUGAAGUGAAGAUGGUUUAGAACGCCGUUUUGUUGAACAUCGUCUAAAAUUUGUCUAAACAAUCAGACAAUUGAUGUGUACAUAAGCAUUGCAAUCUUUUACUUUUUUUUACAAUCUCUUUACAACGUUAUUAUAUUAUUUUCGUAAAUGAUUUACCUACCCUCGGAAAAAGCCCUGAACCUGAUAAAAUGAGUACUCCGCCUAUUAUGAAGUGGCCAAAUUUAAUUUUAAAAUUUGGGUCUCUUAUAGGAAUUGAAAGAGUAAGUACCAACUCUUAGCAUUUUUUUUUUUAUAAAGCAAAAGGUAACAAAUAACAGAAUUACUGAUAAACUAUAGGCCCUCUAUCAUGACGAAAUAUUGGGUGCUGAAAACACAUACAAUAUAUUACCAAAACUGAAAAUAGAAAUGCUUUUGUAGGCUUCGCUAAAGUAUGAGAAAGAAAAAGAUGUUAAAAUGAGGAGCUCUUUGUAUCUCUUCUAGUUUAAUUGUUUACGCCUUAAAUUAAAAUCCAAGUGCACAUUGA